UCUACCUAACUUUUAAACGAGAAAUUUUUCAUAUUAGAAUUUUAUUACAAUGAAUUUUUUUUCGUUUAUUUUAAUAUUUAUUGUCGUUUUCGUUUUGCAACCAGACAAAAGAGUUCAUUGCGAAACUUAUCAUGCUAUGUAUGAAAAUUAUAUCGAAAGGGUGGUAAGUCACAUUUAUUUAAAAAUUAUAUCGUAUCGAAAACAAGAUUCAAAUAAUGAUAUGGAUAUAGACAAAGCUUUCCAACCAAAUUCUAAAAUGUUGAAUUUCAGACAAAAAUAUUGUUAUAUAAUAGAUAUUAUUAAUUUCAAGUACCUUCAAAUACUAAGAAAAUUCCUUAGUGUAAUAAGACUUGUCCUCAAUAAAUGCCAGCAAUUUUAUCAAAAAAAUGUAUUGAAUAUUUUUAUUCCUUAUGUACGAACACUUGAAGCAGUUGUAAAAAAUUCCAAAACUAUGAUUGAAAAUCUACACAAUGCUAUGAUGUUUUUAAGCUAUAUAGAUACAAGAUUUUUGUUUUCUGAAGGUUUCAUACCUCAUCCUAUAAUUGAUGCAAUCAAUUUUAUACAUCCAUUCGUCUUAGAAAUAAGUUUGGAAACUAACUCUUUUGAUCUCAACAAAUCACCUUAUGAAAUCUCUGAAAUGAAACUUGAGAAUUUGACAGUAUUUCAAACAGACGCAUCCGAAAAAGUAGAAUUUUUUUUUCAAAAUUGUAACUCUAUGGACAUUUUUCUAACAAAAGAUUUAAAAAAUAUUAAAAUUGCGGAAUUACCUAAUGACUUAUUGUCUGCAAGAAAAGAGAUAAUGAAUAAGUUUUUCGACGAAAUUAUUGAAGUUUGGUACAUAAACAUAGGAUUUGAAGAAUUUCUCAACCCUAAAACAGCAGAAUUCACACCUCCAAUAGAUCCAGAUACAAAUCAAAAUGAUGGAAUUGAAGCUCUGAACAUUAUUCGUAAAGAAUCUGGUUGGGAAAAAAUGAACCACAUAAGUAUAAUUUAUUUUGGUAAAAAAUUCAGUGUAGAUCAAAUAAUAAAUGAUGAAGUUAGUAUGAUAAAUUUUCGAAUAAAAAGAGAACAUGUAUCACAGUUAUUAAGAUGCAGAUUCACAGAAAUAAUGAAAAACUAUCGUACAUUAUUAUCUGCUAUGUUAUAUGUAUGUGAUAAAUAUGCAUAUAACUAUUAUCAUAAUUGUUUGUCUAAAUUAUUUAGCUCAUUUGUUAAAUCAAAAAAAAUGCUUGAAGAUUUGUAUGAAGCUUUAGUUACUUUAAAUAAAUCAUCAAUAUGGAGUGUAAAUUAUAACUCUAAAUCAAGUCUACAUAAAGUUUUUGAAUGGGUUGCAGAAUUUCUCAGUUUGUUGAAGAAAAAUGAUUUUUCUCUAAAAAAUAUCGAUGAUAACAAAAUCGAAAUUCUUCAACAACUUCUAAUAAUUUUUAAAAACAAUUUUAUAUCCUUCAAUUCUCAGUUAUCGAACGAAAUUAGCCAUUAUGAUAAACGGUGUCAUAUAGAUGAAAAAUUUAAAAAUGUUCAGUAUUAUGUAAACCAUUUUAGGAAUCCAGGAAAUAUAUCAAUUAAUUUAAAUCUUGAGUUUUUAAUCCAAAUUAUGCUAAACGCAUGUAAUUUUUUUGAUAGUUUUUGUGAAAAUACGAGUAAAUCUUGUUAUGAAGAUCUGGGUUUUGAAAAAAUUUCACACUGCAAAAACAAAAAAUUAGACAGCAGACUUCUUUAGUUUUUGUCUAAUUCACUAAGAUCUCAACUUACAUAUUAUUCUUUGAAUUAACAAUUGUUUUAAUUCCAGACAUAUACAGAGUGAUUUUUUUAUCAUAACUCAAUUACUUAAAGAAUAAAUAUAAUUUAAACAUUUUUAUUUUUGGUUAUCUUUAGUUACAUAUUUUCCUUGAAUUAUUAACGGUGUAAUACUUUUUAAGUUCAUCCUUAUGCCUUGUAAGGGUAUCAACUUUGUAUUUUUAAAAGGAAAAACCUAUUU
Molecule: messenger RNA, 1978 nt
Organism: Daktulosphaira vitifoliae (grape phylloxera)
Lineage: Eukaryota; Metazoa; Arthropoda; Insecta; Hemiptera; Phylloxeridae
Exons: 2
Coding region: 50-1720 (556 amino acids)
Source: RefSeq, a predicted model, not a curated record